Paramisgurnus dabryanus is the source of this 2514-nucleotide messenger RNA. RefSeq names its product MARVEL domain containing 2b (gene marveld2b). The record is from RefSeq and is a predicted model, not a curated record. Gene Ontology annotation, cellular component: apical plasma membrane; cytoplasmic vesicle; bicellular tight junction. NCBI's taxonomy places the organism in Eukaryota, Metazoa, Chordata, Actinopteri, Cypriniformes, Cobitidae. Gene Ontology annotation, biological process: bicellular tight junction assembly.
GUCACGUGAUCGAUCCUACACCUGUAGCCCCAGUGGCGGAAGACAGGUGAAACUACCGAUACCAGGGACCUUUGUGAAAAAACGAGACUUUCACAUUCAACCUGUAUGGCCAUGUAACUACACUUCAGAGUUCUUCUCAGCUGCUUGGACAAAGAACCAUCUCUAUGUCGACUGGAAACGGGUCAGCGUCCCGCUUCGAUCGGGUCAGAGAUAUGCCUUACUAUGACCAAGUGCCUGUGGGCUCACUGCCAUGGGGCCAGGAGAUCCCUUAUCCUCUCGGUGAAAUGCCAGCAUCCAGCUAUGACCCUUUACCACCACCUCCGCUCCCCAACAAUCCUCCGGUCGGCCCGGAUUUCUACCCCAGUGAUGCUGAAGAUCAGGUGGAUGAUGCCAUGGACAUCAAACCCAUCCGACGUUUUAUUCCCGACUCUGUGAAGAACUUCUUCAGAGGCAGUGGAAACAGUAGCAACAAGAAAUGGCCCCUUCCACCACCACCACUUGAUAAUGUGAACACGACCACUGAUGGCGUGCCGUGCUCCCCUCCACACUCGCGUCCACCGUCACCCACGGCCCCCAGCACCUACCUUGAUCCUUACGGAGGGUCUGGGGGCAGCUACGCUUCCAGAAAGGAGCAGGCGAUGUUGUUAGGGGAACCACUGGAAUCGGUUUCUGGACGCUCUUUACAGACAGCUAUGACUUACAGUGAGAAGGUGGAGGAGUACAAUCAGCGCUACGCUUACAUGAAGUCCUGGCCCGGACUUCUGCGCAUUCUGGGUUGCGUUGAGCUGCUUUUGGGGGCUGCCGUUUUUGCGUGCGUCUGCGCAUACGUGCACAAGGAUAACGAGUGGUUCAACAUGUUUGGUUACUCAAUGCAGCAGACGUAUGGAUCUUAUGGAUCAUACGGAUCUUCAAUGGGUGGGAUGUACGGAGGAUCUGGGGGUUCCUACUCCGGGCCCUUGACCCCUUUUGUGAUUGUGGUGGCUGGAUUGGCCUGGAUCAUGACUGUCAUUUUAUUAGUCUUAGGGGUGACUAUGUAUUAUCGUACCAUUCUGCUUGACUCUAGCUGGUGGCCGAUCACUGAGUGUGUGAUAAAUCUGGCAUUAGCGCUUCUAUACAUGGUAGCAGCAAUAGUGUAUGUGCGAGACACGGUUCGCGGAGGUCUCUGCUAUUUACCUCAGUUUAACGCUGGGCCCAAUGCCGGGUUUUGUCGAACUGAGUCUGGGCAGACUGCUGCUAUCAUCUUCCUGUUUAUCAACAUGCUGUUGUAUCUUGUGGGUGCAGGCGUGUGUCUGAAGCUUUGGAGACAUGAAGCUGCAAGGAUGCGAAGAGAGAGACUGGGUCAAGAUAAAAUAGGAGCAGUUCCACUCACUAUGAUGGGUCCAGGCUCCAGUGUCUCUGCCCCAGUUUACAAUGGUCCAACAAUGGGCUAUCCAGAGACGAUAGAUGGCACAGCACCUUCAGUUAUGAUGGAACCAGAGAUUUUAAGGGGUCAUAUCCCUGCUGGCCAUAUCCCCAAACCUCUGGUCAUCGCGGACUAUGUGGCGAAAUACCCCACAAUUCGCACUGAUGAGGAAAGGGAGCGCUACAAGGCAGUGUUUAAUGAUCAAUAUGCAGAAUAUAAAGAGUUACACGCUGAGGUUCAGGUGUUAACACAGAAAUUUGAGGACCUGGACAAUAUGAUAAGAAGUCUGCCACAACACCCUACCAACCCAAUGGAGCAAGAGAGAAUCAACAGCAUUGUUCAGGACUAUAACAGAAAAAAGGCUGACCCGACGUUCCUGGAAAAGAGAGACAGGUGUGAAUAUCUAAAGAACAAACUGGCUCACAUAAAGCAGAAAAUUCAGGAGUAUGACAAAGUCAUGGACUGGAAUGAUGGUUACAGUUAGACCGAACUUCUGCAUUUCAUUCAUCACGGACGUCAGGUGUGGUCUGGAAAGAGUAAAUCUUAUUGUGACUUCAGCCAAUAUCAAAGAUGAAUAUUGUUUUUGCAUUUCUUUUUAGAAUUGCAACGCAUCUCAUGUUGUUUGUAUUAAAACAAAAAUUUAACAUUGCUUUGCUGUGAAUUUCAAUGAUGGACAUUUACUGCUGAAAAGGGUUAUCUGAUGACAAAUUAAAUGUUAUUUUCUUUUUACUAGAAUGUUUAAUGAAACAACAUCAGCUUUCUUCAUGUAUGUUUUUAAAUGUGCUCUUCACACUUCUUUGAAUUUUUAAAGUAGGAAAUUUGAAGAAAUUGUAAUGAAUCUUUGAGCUUGUAAUGAAUGUAGCUGGGUGAAGAAGAAUACAAUGUUUGUUGUUGUUUGUUCAAAAGCUGAUAGAUACAUUUGUAAUGGUCCUGAAAUGUUUAAAAUAUUUGUCGUUUUUAGUUUAGGAUGUUCUGUAGUGUAGAUUAUUGUUGCCUAUUUUAUACAUAUCAUGUACAUUUUAUAUUUUGUAUCACUCUACUUUUAGAUCUGAAUUUGAUACUUUGUUAUAAAUGUAUUACGAAGACAAAAAAUAAAUGGGCCUACCUCCAUA